AAGUGCAUUGAACAUAAAGCCUAAAGGUAAAACGCCCAUGUGCAUCACCAUCAUCUGUGGCUCUAUCAAUCUCUGACGUCUGAGUUGACUUGCCAGGCUGCCCUGGGUUUGCCGCAUUCCAUAGUGGUUUGGGUUCCCUGGUGUUAUAUUAUUUAGAAACUGGGGUAAACUGGCUAAAGUAACUGAUGUGGCUGGAGGAGAUAAGAAUUUAAGGUCAUCUUGAGGGUUAGGGGACUGGACAGGAAAUGUCAUGCAUAAUCAGAGUUCCAAGUUGUUUUCUGAGUCCUGGAUGUGCCUCUUUGAGUCUCCUUCUCUAAACACACAAGAACUGAUUGAAGGAUGAAAUUCUGAAAGCAGCGGUAAUGAAAUAUGGGAAAAACCAGUGGUCUAGGAUUGCCUCACUGCUCCACAGAAAAUCAGCAAAGCAGUGCAAAGCCAGAUGGUAUGAAUGGCUGGAUCCAAGCAUUAAAAAAACUGAAUGGUCCAGGGAAGAGGAAGAAAAACUUUUGCACUUGGCCAAGUUGAUGCCAACCCAAUGGAGGACCAUUGCCCCAAUCAUUGGAAGAACAGCGGCCCAGUGCUUGGAGCACUAUGAAUUUCUCCUGGACAAAACUGCCCAAAGGGAUAAUGAAGAGGAAACAACAGAUGAUCCUCGGAAACUUAAACCUGGGGAGAUAGAUCCAAACCCAGAAACAAAGCCAGCCCGGCCUGAUCCAAUUGAUAUGGAUGAGGAUGAACUUGAGAUGCUUUCUGAAGCUAGAGCUCGCCUGGCUAAUACUCAGGGAAAAAAGGCCAAGAGGAAAGCAAGAGAAAAGCAGUUGGAAGAAGCAAGACGCCUUGCUGCCCUCCAAAAACGAAGAGAACUUCGAGCAGCUGGCAUAGAAAUUCAGAAAAAAAGAAAAAAGAAGAGAGGAGUUGAUUAUAAUGCUGAAAUUCCAUUUGAAAAGAAGCCUGCUCUUGGUUUUUAUGACACUUCUGAGGAAAAUUACCAAACCCUCGAUGCAGAUUUCAGGAAAUUAAGACAACAGGAUCUCGAUGGGGAGCUAAGAUCGGAAAAAGAAGGAAGAGAUAGGAAAAAAGACAAACAGCAUUUGAAAAGGAAAAAAGAGUCUGAUUUGCCAUCAGCAAUUCUUCAAACUAGUGGUGUUUCUGAAUUUACUAAAAAGAGAAGCAAACUAGUGCUUCCUGCACCUCAGAUUUCAGAUGCAGAACUCCAGGAAGUGGUGAAAGUAGGCCAAGCAAGUGAAAUAGCACGCCAAACUGCCGAGGAAUCUGGCAUAACAAACUCUGCUUCCAGCACUCUCUUGUCUGAAUACCAUGUUACCAACAAUAGCAUCGCUCUUAGAACGCCUCGGACCCCAGCUUCCCAGGACAGAAUUCUACAGGAAGCCCAGAACCUCAUGGCCUUGACCAAUGUGGACACACCAUUAAAAGGAGGACUUAAUACCCCACUGCAUGAGAGUGACUUCUCUGGUGUGACUCCACAGCGGCAAGUUGUACAGACUCCAAAUACAGUUCUUUCUACCCCAUUCAGGACUCCUUCUAAUGGAAAUGAAGGACUGACUCCCCGCAGUGGAACAACCCCCAAACCAGCUACUAACUCCACCCCAGGCAGAACUCCACUUCGAGACAAAUUAAACAUUAAUCCAGAGGAUGGAAUGGCCGACUCCAGUGAUCCUUCUUACAUGAAGCAGAUGGAACGAGAAUCUCGUGAACAUCUCCGUUUAGGGUUGAUGGGCCUUCCUGCGCCUAAGAAUGACUUUGAAAUUGUUCUGCCAGAAAAUGCUGAGAAGGAGCUGGAAGAGCGAGAACUAGAUGACACUUACGUUGAAGAUGCUGCUGACGUGGAUGCUCGAAAGCAGGCCAUACGAGAUGCUGAGCGUGUGAAGGAAAUGAAACGAAUGCACAAAGCUGUCCAGAAGGAUCUGCCACGGCCAUCUGAAGUAAAUGAAACCAUUUUAAGACCCUUAAAUGUAGAACCACCUCUAACAGAUUUACAGAAAAGUGAAGAGCUCAUCAAGAAAGAAAUGAUUACGAUGCUUCAUUAUGACCUUCUACAUCACCCCUAUGAACCAUCUGGAAAUAAGAAGGGAAAAACUGUAGGAUUUGCUACCAACAAUUCGGAGCACAUUACCUAUUUGGAGCAUAAUCCUUAUGAAAAGUUUUCCAAAGAAGAAUUGAAAAAGGCCCAGGAUGUUUUGGUACAAGAGAUGGAAGUGGUCAAACAAGGAAUGAGCCAUGGAGAACUGUCCAGUGAAGCUUAUAACCAAGUAUGGGAAGAAUGCUACAGUCAAGUUUUAUAUCUCCCUGGGCAAAGUCGCUACACACGAGCUAAUCUAGCUAGCAAAAAGGACAGAAUUGAAUCACUUGAAAAGAGGCUUGAGAUAAACAGAGGUCACAUGACAACAGAAGCCAAGAGAGCUGCAAAGAUGGAAAAGAAGAUGAAAAUUUUGCUUGGAGGUUACCAGUCUCGUGCUAUGGGACUCAUGAAACAGUUGAACGACUUGUGGGACCAAAUUGAGCAGGCUCACUUGGAGUUACGUACUUUUGAAGAACUCAAGAAACAUGAAGAUUCUGCUAUUCCCCGGAGGCUAGAGUGUCUAAAAGAAGAUGUGCAACGACAGCAGGAACGAGAAAAGGAGCUUCAGCAGAGAUACGCCGAUUUGCUGCUGGAGAAAGAGACUUUACAGGCAAAAUUCUGAAGCACAGCUUACGUUCUGUUACAGGAUUGAUUGCUGGUUUUCAUACUCUGCAAGGCUAAGACUGAUGUUUAUCUUCAUUGACAAAUUUACCUACCAUCUGUGGUUUUUCACUUGUUUAUUUUAAGUAUCAAUCUUCCACAUUCUGUGUUAAAAGACUUUUAACUCCAGGAUGAAUAAGGGUUUAAAUUAUUAACUCGAUCAUUCUUUUGCCAGUGUCAUAUUUGCAAAAUUACUUUCAGUUUUGGCCUUUAAUUUAAAAAGCCUAACUCUGAAAUACUGCCUGUAAGUAAACCCUUGAAUAAAAACACAAUGUAAAUGUAAACAAUUGAGAAUCUAGCCUUUUGUUUGAAGUAGCAAUUAGGUAGAGUGCCCACAAACCAGCAGCUGUGUACCCUGUGUUACAGGUAAUGAGUAACUCUUGGAUAGUUGGUGUCUUAAGCCCUUUGUGGCACAGAAAGGUCAUUUCUCUACACUGACAAGGUAGAGUGACUUGUUAAAGGAUAACCCUCCCCUUCCCCCCCCACCAUUGCAUUAGGGAAGGUCUUUUCUCUACCAAUUAUAUGUAAGUUCAUGGAUUAUAAUUUAAAGGAGUUAAAUUUUCUUGACUUCUUAUAUUUUUUUAAUAAAAAGUAUUUUAAAGAUUAA
Messenger RNA from Jaculus jaculus (lesser Egyptian jerboa), 3347 nucleotides. It is a transcript of the gene Cdc5l, whose product is annotated as cell division cycle 5 like. Gene Ontology annotation, biological process: regulation of transcription by RNA polymerase II; mRNA splicing, via spliceosome. Gene Ontology annotation, molecular function: DNA-binding transcription factor activity, RNA polymerase II-specific; RNA polymerase II transcription regulatory region sequence-specific DNA binding. NCBI's taxonomy places the organism in Eukaryota, Metazoa, Chordata, Mammalia, Rodentia, Dipodidae. The transcript has 16 exons. Gene Ontology annotation, cellular component: spliceosomal complex; Prp19 complex. The record is from RefSeq and is a predicted model, not a curated record. The coding region runs from base 363 to 2702 and encodes 779 amino acids.